This is a messenger RNA of Bradysia coprophila, 623 nucleotides long. RefSeq lists its product as uncharacterized. The record is from RefSeq and is a predicted model, not a curated record. Lineage: Eukaryota; Metazoa; Arthropoda; Insecta; Diptera; Sciaridae.
AUGAAGAUCUCAGUAUGCAGUUCAUUGUUAGUCCUAUUGCUCACAAUCACUUUCCAACUGAACAAGGCAAUUUUUCCGGUUUCAAAAAAUUUUAUCUACUUUGAACGCAUCAAUUGUAGAACGUACGAUGGUAGUAAAGCUUCAGCUGUCCAAUGUCGCGUCAAAUACAUUGACCGAAAUCAUUUAAAAGCAUUUUCAUCUGCAAAUCUAACUGAACCAGUUACAGGACUGUGGCUCCGAGCAGCCGCUUACUACAAAUAUGCCACGUACCAGAGAAUCUCAACUGAAAUAUGGGAAAAUCUAUGCGACUGGAUCGAUGGCAAACGAAGCUCCUUUUUCAUGGACUUUUUGAAAUCGCACAUUUUGCAAUAUUCAAAUUUUAAUCAUUCGUGUCCGUAUUCGGGAUUCGUAUUCGGAAAAGCCGAUAAUGUUUCCGCCCAAGAAUUCGCAUUCCCGGAAAUAAUGCCAGCUGGAAGGUAUCGGGUGGAUAUCAAUGUAACUGAAGGUGGUCGCAAAUCGCUUUUACUUGGUGCUACCGUUUAUUUCUCCGUUUCUGAUCAUCGCAUUGAGAUUGUUUGAUGAUAAAAUUUAAUUCAACGGGUGUACGUUCGGCACAUGUAUCA